AGGUUGCUUUUAAUCCAGUUCAAAAAGAGAAAACGCCAGCCCCGCCCCCUACUCCGCGGCAAAAUCACUAUGCCAAUGUAUGUGCCCUAAGAAGACAGAGAUCCUGUGUAUCCAAUAGAAGUGCCGAGUGCCUUGCUGCCAUCCUUAGUAGGCGUGCAGCCAGUGUAGACUGUGAUGGGCCCAAUGGUGGGCCAGGUGUGAAAAAACUCAGCCGAACGUGGUCUCAGCCGAUUGAUACAUCUCAUGUGAGAACACGCGUACCAAGUGGUGAAAAUGCUAUUUGUGUAGACCGAAUAAGAGAAGAAAGCACCUCGCCUGAGGAUAGCCCGACUAGAAAUAUUAGAAAGAUAAAAAAUUUACGUGAGUUUCAGUUACUGACGAAAAAUAAGGACUCGGAUAGUGAAAGUAAUCCUGGUUCCCCAGCCAAAGAGAAAAAAUCACCCAGUAGAAAGAAGAAUGAAAUGUCAAAAUCAACUCUAGCUCCUAGUUUAAAAACUGAAAAUAAGCCUAGGAGAUGUUUCUCAGAUUCUGAUGCAGAUGUUGGCAUGCCUGUUUAUUCUGAUGGUGAAGUUGAUGUAUGGCAAAAUCCUGUUGCAACAUUAUCUCCUGAAACUGACAAGGACAUACAAAUUGUAUGCCAAGAGGAAGCGCCCACAGAAGUAAUUCAACAUCUUGCACCUAAAACUAAUGGCCAGCAUACCCAGCCUGAAAAGGAGGGUGACAAUGAUCCAACUAUGACAGCUAGUGUCAAUUCCUGUGAAGAAGUUACCGAAGUCACAGGCUGGCAAGUCACCAUGAGCAGUGGAUCGAAUGGAACUCCAUGUUUACCUCCUCCAGAUGAAUUUGGAGGUGGUAAUCCAUUUCUCAUGUUUCUAUGCAUUACAAUUCUUCUCCAGCACCGUCAGCAUAUUAUUGAAAACAACAUGGACCACAAUGAGUUAGCCAUGCACUUUGAUAAAAUGGUUAGGCAGCAUAAUGUAAACAAAGUCUUGAGCCAGGCUCGGCGCAUGUUUGAAACAUACUUGAAGUUUGAUUUUAGUAAAUCCCGCUCAAAAAAAUCUCCACCAAGUUCUUCAGAUCAGUCAUGUUAAUUUUCAGAGCUUGCAUAUUGAAGUCAAACAAUAGAGUAGCUGUUGGUUUCAGUGGUAAACUUUUCAUCAAAUUACAUUCAAUCUUGGUUAGGAACAAAAUUUUGUGGUGUGCGUACUGUUGCUUUUAGGCUGCUCAAUUGUAAGACUGUUUUUCUUGAAUUGUUUAGCUGGUAAAAUAUCACUAGGGUUGCAUUGGGAUUGGAAGAAUAUGCUCUUAUUGCAAAUUAUGUAAAUACUUAGUUGUUUCUUUGUUUUAUAUUUCUGGGAAAUUUGAGGUAUAUAAAGAGUGUUCUAUUGGUGGUUUAGUUUUGUACAAUAUAAUUUUAAGGUUCUUAGGAAUUAGGUGAUAUGACUUUUUCAUAUUGCAUGUGCAGAACAGUUGCUGUUAUUUCUACAUAAUGGUUCACACUCAUGAACAUAUAUUGUGUAUAGAAUAUACUAUAUGAAAUAAGCACAUAAUUACGUAAUUAGUAACUUGCAUUAGAAUUUUGCAUUUAUGUUGUUUUUUUACCCUUAGAAUCUGUACUAAGUACAGAUUAGUUAAGUGGAGAUUUGAAUCAAGGAUUUUUCACAUGGAAUUUCAUUAAUUUCAGUAGGAUUUGGCUUGUGUGGUAGUCAUUGAUAGAAUUAAUUUCAUUUUAAUAUAAGUUUUUUUACGUAAAUUUUGUACUUUUUAAUUUAAAAAGAUAGUUUGAUCAUGUUCAGUCCAUUUCUUUCAUGUUAGGACUUUAUGAACAAAUACUGCCAUUUGCAUUUUGCAAAGUUUGUCAGAAUUACAUUAACAAGUAUCAUCUUCCAUGAUGGUAAUUUUACUUUUGAGAGAUUGGGGGUGAGUCACUCAUUUUGGACAAUGAUGUGUAAUAUUUACUGGUAAAAACAUCCGGAGUUCAAGGAGAUUCUUACUUUUCACAUACUAUUUUGUCAUAGAGUGGAUGGCAUUCUAAUUGAUUAAAUGAAAAGAUGAUCAAAACUGCUACAUCCUUGUCAUUAAGGAUGUACAUUUCUGCAGGUACUAUAUGUGCUUCCUUUUGUUCUAUAUUAAUACAAUGCUAUGUGUUCAGUGAAUUAUCUACUAUGUAUUUGCCUACUUGUGCUUCCUAUUUUAUGUUUAAGGUGUGUUCAUAUAUACUAUUUUAAAAAGAAAAUUAUUACUUAUGUUUUGAAUAUGGUAGUUCCCAUUUGAAAAGUUUGCUAUUACUUUUGACUCCAGUUUUAUCUUGAAAUUAUCAGACCAUCUUUAUUUCAGGAAACAUUCCAUCAUUUUUAAUUCUUGUAAUUUUGUAAAAGACCAAAAGUUACAAAAGCUCAUGAUUUGAUAAAUUUCUCUUACAGUAAUACCAAGAUCAGCCUUUAAAUUAGUGAACAUCUCAUGCAUUAUUGUAAGUCACCUACAAGACCACAAAAGCCUGUUGUGGUUUCUUAGUAGCCUUUAAAGGCAUGAAAAUAGUUUUGGAUGAUGCAUUAUAAGCUUCUGGAUAUUGUUUAGUAUGUAAUUGGAAGUGCAUUGCUUUGUUCGAUUUGGUAAGGCAGUGUUUCAAUUGAAGUUAUUGUAGUGUGGCACCUCUAGCAAACUCAAUUUUUUGCAUGUAAUUUUAUGCAAAAUGUGAAAAUAAUUUUUUCUAUGGAAAUAACUGUGCAGCUAGUGCAGUAAGAUUUACAAAUUAUUUUAUUUUUGUAAUUUCUGGGUGGGGUAAGUAAAAUUCUUGCAAUUUGUUUUAGUGUGUAGCCAGUCCUUGAGGACUUUGCAAUACCCCAAUCAGCCUUUAUGAAUUUUGUCAUGUUAUAGGUUUAAAUGUAAUUUCAGCAAGUGAAUAUUUGCAUUUGUAAAGGUUGCUGUGCAUCUCUUGAGUGAGAUG
This is a messenger RNA of Macrobrachium nipponense, 2947 nucleotides long. RefSeq lists its product as uncharacterized. Lineage: Eukaryota; Metazoa; Arthropoda; Malacostraca; Decapoda; Palaemonidae. The record is from RefSeq and is a predicted model, not a curated record.